CUGAAGGAAAUACAGUCUCUCUGUCAUUAGCUGCUCAAUGUUCCACGAUGUUCAUCAGAUAGUCAGUAACUUUGUCUACAUGCUGUUUGGUGCUGAACAGGUAGUGAACUUGAAUUGGGGAAUAAUUCACAAAGGAUGAGCAACACUAACCACACCUCCACCUCCACCCAAAAUGUCAUCAGAGCCCACUACCAGCUCCAGAGGCAGUCACACAGUUUAAUAUAUGUGAUAACCAGCUGAAAUUAAACACUUGAGACAUGUAGAAGCAGACAGUCGACUCCUCUGUUAACCUCAACAGACCUUGUGACAAUGGCUGUGGGUAUGGGAGAAUGGAGUGAGACAAUGGACGUCACUGAGGAAACUCAGAAGAUUUGUGAUCAGGUGAAGGACGAAGUGGAGAAAAAGACAGGCGAGAACUAUGGGGUAUACACAGCAGUGAAAUACUGUGAGAUUGUUGAUGAACAAAGCUUCCUUUUCAAGGUUCAUGAUGGAGGAGAGGACUAUAUUCAUCUGAAUGUCUUCCGAAUACCUCUGCUUGUACACGGUGCGCCGGACCCAAAGGAAAUAUUGUGCGGUGUCGAGCAGCACAAAACCAAAGACGACCCCCUCGUACCUUUCACCAACUGAUCACACAACCUGUUUCAAUAGUUAAACACUUACAGGCUGCAGUCUCAUGUUAAAAUGCUCUGCUUCUUUAUUCUGAAAUGACCUGACACUGAUUUUAAAUGUAUUAACACACGGAGAUAAAGAUAUUUGGUGUUGGGAAACAGCGGGUUUAAUAC
Molecule: messenger RNA, 782 nt
Organism: Epinephelus lanceolatus (giant grouper)
Lineage: Eukaryota; Metazoa; Chordata; Actinopteri; Perciformes; Serranidae
Source: RefSeq, a predicted model, not a curated record